AUGCAGAACUACGGACAUGCGGUGGUGCUGCCACUUACCAACGAGACGAUGGCCUCCUUCCUGCGCGAGUGGAAGAAACGUCUGCCCCAUCUCCGGCUUCAGAUCGGGAAGAAGAGCCGUGCGGACCUCAUCGAGAAAAUUCGGGCCUUCGCGAUCGCCAACCCGGCGGUACAGCUGGCUGAGGGCGACGAUACCAUGGAGGUCGAGGAGGAGAUGACCCCUUCGCAGUCCCUCGCUGCACUUCCCACUUCAUCGCCCUCGGACGCAAGAAAAUAA
Acanthamoeba castellanii str. Neff is the source of this 276-nucleotide messenger RNA. RefSeq lists its product as uncharacterized. The transcript is spliced from 2 exons. Bases 1 to 276 code for a protein of 91 amino acids. NCBI's taxonomy places the organism in Eukaryota, Discosea, Longamoebia, Acanthamoebidae. The record is from RefSeq and is a predicted model, not a curated record.